Molecule: messenger RNA, 1929 nt
Organism: Prunus dulcis (almond)
Lineage: Eukaryota; Viridiplantae; Streptophyta; Magnoliopsida; Rosales; Rosaceae
Product: nijmegen breakage syndrome 1 protein
Exons: 14
Coding region: 136-1689 (517 amino acids)
Biological process (GO): double-strand break repair via homologous recombination; mitotic G2 DNA damage checkpoint signaling
Cellular component (GO): Mre11 complex
Molecular function (GO): protein binding; damaged DNA binding
Source: RefSeq, a predicted model, not a curated record
AACUCGAUGAGAAGUUUAGGUUGUGCAACUUUCCCUUAAUACGCUCGUCUCAUAAGCGCUGCACCUUAAAAUAACGCACCGGCAAUCCGUCGCCAUCCUCCGUCAGUCUCAUCUCAUCUCCGAUAAAAGGAAACCAUGGUUUGGGGUUUCUUCCCCGAUGACCCUCACUCAGGUGAAGAUAAGUUCUAUAUCUUCGCAAGGGGAACGUACAAAGUGGGUCGGAAAGGUUGUGAUGUAAAUAUUACUAAAGAUAAAGGAGUUUCUCGGGUCCAUGCGGAAAUAGUUGUUGAUGCAAUGAUUUCUGCCCCCCUGCAUACAAAAUCUUCUAUUCUAUCUUCAAAAGUUCGAAUUAGAGAUUGCUCAAAGUAUGGAACAUUUAUUAACAAGAACCUUACAUCGAUGGAAAAGAUUCAUGAGUUACCGAAUAAAGAAACAUCACUAAGAGAAGGGGACUUGGUUUCAUUUGGUACUGGCAAUGCAAUCUACAGAUUUUCCUUUGUUCCACUCAUUUUCUUUGCGUGCUGCUCGGAUCCAACCCAAGUGAAUCAUGCCCUUGAAGAUAAACUUUCAUCAUUUGGUGCUCAUAUCACUUAUCAUCUGAGUCAGGAGUGCACACAUGUGCUUGUUGACCAACUCAUGCCAGUAAAAGAAGAUAUGCUGGAUGCUAUUGUGGCGAAGAAAACUUUUGUUCUUGGUAGUUGGGUUGAGUUCCUUGCAGAAAAAAACAUUCGCACAGAGCUUCCUAGUUGUGAAUCCUUUGCUCCAACACUAACAUUUGAAGGAGUAUCAGUCAAACUUGCAGACCCGAGAACUCGUGAGAACUGUUUGGAAGGGUACACCUUUUUGUUGGACUCAAAACCUGUGUAUAAAUUCAUGAAUCGCUUGCGGUCCUUACUGGAAGUGAGUGGUGCGAAGAUUCUUACGAUUGAUGCGUUUAAUUUGAAUAGCCAAAGCUCAGAUUGCGGAGAAAAUGAUCGUGUUGUAUGUGUUAUCCCGGAACAAUCGUCAGAUGAUUGGUUCAAUAAGCUUGGUUCACUAUUAAGAGUGAAUGAGACUGGCUUAAUAUCUGCCAUUUUAAAUGGACGGCUGGAUCCAGCUAUGUUAAAGUCACCUUGUGUAGUUGUAUCAUCUUCAUGCUCCACAGAUGAAACCGUGGUAGCUGAUUCUGAUACGGAAGAAAUAGCCACUUCAGUUUUGGCAACUGCAUCUCUUGGCACCAAAGGAGUUGUUGAAAAUGUACCCCAUGAAAUCUCCACGAAUUAUGCAGCUCCUAAAUCCGAGGAUAACUAUGUCAUGAGCUGUCGACGCAGUAGUGACAUAUCCACCGUAAGAGGCAAGCUUGAUGAAUCUGAAAGUGGAAAUGUAGAUAUUAUUUAUAGCCAAGAUUUGAUUGUGCGAGAUGCAAGCAUACCUUGUACCGUUGCUACUACUGCAAACCACAGAGUUGUAAAUUUCAAACGCUUCAGAAAGCCAAAUAUUCAAUCUGGGAAUAGCUUCAACAAUAUUAUUCCAUUCUUAAAGUACCCAUAUAAAGAUUCUGACUAUGGGGGUGAGGAAGUGCUAGAGUCUGUGAAAGAAGAGAAAAGGAGAAAGCAAAUGGAAGCCGUUUCUGAAGAAUUAUUUAAUAAUGAAGGGAGGAGUCGUCGUGGCGCAGCUGGUUCUAUUCGUGGGAUUCUUAGUCAUGGUUAACAAUGUUGAACUCCUAGCCCAAAAGAAAACAGAAAGGCAAAACUGUCGCAGCAGCAGCAGCAGCAGCAGCAUGGCUAGCAACCACACAACUAAGCGCAUUCAGGAGCCAUCGAUAAUUCUGCUGGGAAAUGUCCAUUUCGGGAUGAGAACCAGCAGGGAAGUGUGAUCUGCCUGUUGGUCAGCGUCGCUUGUAUUUGCUAUCUUGUAUAUUUUUCUGAUAUAAAAUUGCUAUCUUGUAUA